ACGCUCAUACUUGCGGGCGGCCUACGACGGGGGGCCGCUCUGCCCAGCCGGUACGCCGGUUCAUUCAUUGAACGUCACUCGAAGAGUACGUGCCGACCGCGAAGCUGUCGCCGCGCUAUAACCAAAGCCGCCAUGGACGCCAUGUACACGGCUGGCGCUCACAUGACCAAGCACUUGCAGGAGAACUUCGACGGUUACGACCGCUUCUUCUCGUGGAUCUCUUUCGCGGCCGACCCGCCGCGAAAUGUGCUCUGGUACUACCCGAUCGCGCUGACGUUCAGCAACCCACUCGGCGUGCGGAUCCUCAUCGCCGCAUCGUGCUCCGAGUUCCUCAACGUCGCCAUCAAGUGGAUCCUGAACGAGCACCGUCCAUUCUGGUACGUCAAGAUGAAGUCCGACAUCGGCAUCCAGCUCGCCCAGACGCCGCAGACCUGCGAAACCGGGCCGGGUUCUCCUUCGGGACACGUCAUGGUCACCGCGGCCGUCCUGUACGUCGUGAUCCGCUACGCCAUAGCUGCGCCUGACGACGAUCCCCGCAGUCGCCGGCGACGUUGCUACCUCAAGGCGAUCCUGUGGCCCUCGUACUUCCUGUACCUUUCGGCCGUGGGCGCGUCGCGGGUCUUCAUCGGGGCUCACUUUCCCGCACCAGGUGAUGCUGGGAUUUCGCCAUAGGCGUCGCCGACGGGAUACUACCUCGAGCGCUACGACAUUGACCGGUGGCGCUUCCACGAGUACGCCUCCUUAAGCGGUCUCAUUGCCAUGGCGUCCGUCACCCUCUUCGCCGGCUUCACGGCGCUCGGCGUGGACCCGCAGAACACGGUCCGGCUGGCGCUCGAGGCAUGCGAUGACCCGAACUACGUGAACAUCAGUUCGACGGUCCUGUACAGCAUUAUGCGUAACAUCGCCGCUCCCUUGGGCGUCGGCAUCGCCAUGUCCAGGCCGAACGUCGACCAGGUGCUGCUGGGUGCCAAGCGGGCCCCAGUCUGGGCCAAGUUGUUGGCGGGACUGGUGGGCAUCGGCGUCGGACGCACGCUGCUUGCCUGUCCGCUGCCCAAGCGAGAGUCGUGCAUAUACGCCGGCGCGUUGGUCCAGUUCUGCUUCUUCUCGUUUGCCGUCACCUACGGCAUUCCUUACGUCUUGUACAAGCAGUACAGGCAGGUUAACAAGACUCUGGAGGUACGGUCGUCGGAGAAAGGAAUCGGCCUCCUCUUCCUCGGACGACGAAAAGGAAAAAAGUCACGGCGCACAUCGAAAGUAGGACGUUCCAAAUGCCAAGCUAGAACAGACGGUGUAUCGCUCUGUGGCACCGGUGACUUUGUGAAUGAGCUGACGUUUGUUCAUUUCGGCCAUCUAGUUAUUGCUAGUGAGCUCUCGUAGAAUCUCGCAAAUUCUUAAAAGAAGCAAGCACUUUCCUCAUCGACCGUAGAUGAGUGGAAAAUAAAGCUGAUCGUCAACACGUUUCCAAGUUUAAAAAAGUUGUUUAAUAGUGGUCUACAGCAUGGAGUUUAUUGCGAAAUUCAGAAAUUCUGUGAUAUGCAGAGCUACAUAGUGUAGAAGGCACUUCUUGGAUUUGUUUUUUGUCAUUGCGUCUUAGGAGCUAAUUGAGCUCAUUUUUUUUUUUUUUGCUUUGGUGGUUUCUGCUAAGCAGCGGAACAGGUGAUCACCGGUACACCUUUCUUUUGUUGGUGGAGCCAGCCGUCUCACCAGUUGGCAUGUGUAGGUUCCUAGCACGCAUAAAUGUGAUAACGCACAAUCGUUGUGCAACACUUGUUACAGUGACAAUUUACAAAUGUUAGUCAUCUGUCUACAUUAAGCCGUCUCGCAGUCUCUGCACACAUCUACUAUCGCGAUGGAAAGAAAUGCAGACAGCACAUCAUCUGCAUGCUUCGCUGUUGGCGCUUAUUUUCAAGUGGCGAUAACCUGGCUGUUAACGAGAAGUCACUAGAGUUACCUGUGAUACAUUAAAGGACAAAUAUAGGGCAUUUUUAUUUAUUGUAAUCAAGGCUAAGUGCAACAAAAACAAAUGCGAACUGCUGAACGUU
Messenger RNA from Rhipicephalus microplus (southern cattle tick), 2042 nucleotides. RefSeq names its product glucose-6-phosphatase 3-like. Gene Ontology annotation, biological process: gluconeogenesis; glucose 6-phosphate metabolic process. Gene Ontology annotation, cellular component: membrane. The record is from RefSeq and is a predicted model, not a curated record. Gene Ontology annotation, molecular function: glucose-6-phosphatase activity. NCBI's taxonomy places the organism in Eukaryota, Metazoa, Arthropoda, Arachnida, Ixodida, Ixodidae.